Molecule: messenger RNA, 1266 nt
Organism: Batrachochytrium dendrobatidis JAM81
Lineage: Eukaryota; Fungi; Chytridiomycota; Chytridiomycetes; Rhizophydiales
Exons: 1
Coding region: 42-1160 (372 amino acids)
Biological process (GO): one-carbon metabolic process
Molecular function (GO): zinc ion binding; carbonate dehydratase activity
Source: RefSeq, a predicted model, not a curated record
AGCCUCCCCACAACCAGCCAUACCUAAAAUAACGUACUUGAAUGUUUCAAAUAAAAAUAGUGCUGACGUUGCUCCUGGUUGGAGCCUUUGCAACUGCCAACCCUCAAGCAGAUGCCCAUAACGGUCAUCUGUACGCUCGAAACUGUCUUGAAGACCAGAUUGUCAAGUCUGAGCAGCACUUGUUUGCUCGUGAUACGCAGCAUGCCGAGUUUGGAUACGAAGGUAAUCUUGGUCCUACAUUUUGGGCAGCUCUUGAUCCUUCGUACACGACAUGCUCGACUGGAAAACAUCAAUCUCCAAUUAAUUUCGAGGAUAGAAGCAUGCUUCAGAACCCACCCCAUAAACUUACUUUGAAGCAGUCGCUCAAUAGUCUCUCAGUGGUAAAUACUGGUCAUACAGUACAGUUCAAUGUUCCUGCUGGUUCCGGGUUUUCUCUCUUGGUUGGUAACCAGCCAAAUGUUCCCCAAAACGUAUAUAACCUUGCGCAAUUUCACGUCCAUCUUCCGUCAGAGCACCACAAAGGAAAGCGACAAUAUGAGCUAGAAGUCCACUUUGUGUAUACCUCUCCUAGUGGUCAACUUGCAGUACAGGGUUUUUGGUUUACUUUGUCACAAACCGGAUCAAGCAGCAGCUUUCUUGCUUCUUUGCUGAAAUCCCCACUUCCUAAAACGACUGGAAGUACUGUUUCUAUCGGAUCUGUGGACAUGUCUUCGCUAAAUGCAGGACUCCAAAGCCCUCGCGCUAAGUUUUGGAGUUACAGUGGAAGUUUAACUACUCCUCCAUGCACAGAAAAUGUUGCCUGGUCUGUGUUGGACGAACCCCUUCUCAUGUCUGUUGGGCAGUAUCUAAAGCUUAAAGAAUUAGUGCUUUACAAUUCGCGUAUUACUGCUCCUGUUGGAGCUCCCAACAUGAUUCCUCCAGGCUCCUUUAAUGCUGCCGGUUUUUCUAGUACUGAAAAUCAUAGCGGAAAUUCUGACAAUGAAAAACGAAGUGGUGACUCGAGCAAACCAGAAGAGCUAAAUACGCAAGCCAAGGCAAUGUACUCUAGCCAGGCUGGUCAGGUUUCGUCGGGUGCAUUGUCGCGAUUUGCUCGUACAACGUCCAACACCCUCAUGCCAAUAGGAGUUGCUCUUUUCUUUGGAGCCUUUUUUAUGAUAUGAUUAUAGUAACGCUUCUCUCCUUAUCUACAUCUGUAUCUCAACCUACGGGUUUUUUACUGUCACAUUCACGUAAAUGAAACUGAAUAAAUAUUUCAGAAUAUACACU